Molecule: messenger RNA, 917 nt
Organism: Serinus canaria (Common canary)
Lineage: Eukaryota; Metazoa; Chordata; Aves; Passeriformes; Fringillidae
Gene: CBX1
Product: chromobox 1
Exons: 5
Coding region: 166-723 (185 amino acids)
Biological process (GO): chromatin organization; negative regulation of transcription by RNA polymerase II
Cellular component (GO): pericentric heterochromatin; nucleus
Molecular function (GO): chromatin binding
Source: RefSeq, a predicted model, not a curated record
CGGGCAGCGGCGCUGGCCGGGCUCUUUUGUUCAGGGCGGCGGACGGAGCGCGGCCAGGCCCGGGCCCCCCCCGACCCCCGAGCGCGCCCCCCGCGCCCCUUCCCUCGGACACCGGCGGCGGGGCUGUGCAAGCAGCCCGGGAAAGCGGAGAAGCUGGCCAGCACAAUGGGAAAAAAGCAGAACAAGAAGAAGGUGGAGGAGGUGCUGGAGGAGGAGGAGGAGGAGUACGUGGUGGAGAAGGUGCUGGACCGGCGCGUGGUCAAGGGCAAGGUGGAAUACCUGCUCAAGUGGAAGGGCUUCUCCGACGAGGACAACACCUGGGAGCCCGAGGAGAACCUGGACUGCCCGGAUCUGAUCGCGGAAUUCCUGCAAUCCCAGAAAACCGCCCACGAGAGCGAGAAGUCCGAGGGCAGCAAGCGCAAGGCCGAGUCAGACACGGAGGACAAAGGGGAGGAGAGCAAACCAAAGAAGAAGAAGGAAGAGUCGGAGAAACCGCGAGGCUUCGCCCGAGGCUUCGAGCCGGAGCGGAUCAUCGGAGCCACGGAUUCCAGCGGGGAGCUGAUGUUCCUGAUGAAGUGGAAGAACUCUGACGAGGCCGACCUGGUGCCCGCCAAGGAAGCCAACAUCAAGUGCCCGCAGGUGGUGAUCUCGUUCUACGAGGAGAGGUUGACAUGGCACUCCUACCCCUCAGAGGACGAUGACAAGAAGGAGGACAAGAACUAAGCCCCGGUGGCCCCCGCUCCGGGCAGCUCUGGGGGUUUUUUUUGGGAAGACGAUCCGAACUUUGUGGGGUGUGAGCAAAGGAGGGGUUUGGAGGUGCCCUGGAAGAGCCCCCCCAGCCCGGUGUCUGUGCCCUGCAGCCACUGCUCUGCUCCCUGCCAGAUUCCCAGCAGCAUCCCGUGGAAUUCCAGAUUCCA